This is a messenger RNA of Penicillium canescens, 750 nucleotides long. It is a transcript of the gene lea1, whose product is annotated as U2 snRNP complex subunit LEA1. Gene Ontology annotation, biological process: mRNA splicing, via spliceosome. The transcript has 4 exons. NCBI's taxonomy places the organism in Eukaryota, Fungi, Ascomycota, Eurotiomycetes, Eurotiales, Aspergillaceae. The record is from RefSeq and is a predicted model, not a curated record. The coding region runs from base 1 to 750 and encodes 249 amino acids. Gene Ontology annotation, cellular component: U2 snRNP. Gene Ontology annotation, molecular function: U2 snRNA binding; protein binding.
AUGCGCUUGACAGUCGAGCUCAUUCAGAAUUCCCUCUCAUACAUCAACCCGCUCACAGACCGCGAGCUGGAUCUCCGAGGGCACAAAAUCCCCGCCAUUGAGAACUUGGGUAUUGCCAAAGAUCAAGAUGCGAUCGACUUUACCGACAAUGACAUCUCCUCCCUCGGAAACUUCCCUCACUUCCCUCGCCUCACUACCCUCCUCCUCGCUCGUAACCGUAUCAAUCACAUUCAGCCGUCGCUAGCAACCUCCCUGCCUAAUUUGACGACCCUGGUCUUGACCGCGAACAACCUUUCUGAGCUGGUGGAGCUGGAUGCGCUGCGGAGCUUGACUAAGUUGACACAUUUGACUCUUAUGGAGAACCCAGUGACACGGAAAGAGAACUACCGCUACUGGGUCAUCUGGCGCAUUCCCUCAGUCCGCUUCCUGGACUACCGCAAAGUGAAAGACGCCGAGCGCACCCAAGCAAAGGAACUAUUCGGCACCUUCGACGAGCCCUCAUCCCUCGCAUCCAAGAUCCUGGGCGUCAAGUCCCGCACCUUCGACGUCACCAGCGCAGCCGAGCGCGCCCCCACCGAGAAGGGCAUCCGCGUACAACUGACCGAGCAGGAGCGCAAGCGUGUAGAAAAAAUGAUCCGCGAGGCAAAGAGUCUGCAGGAGAUCACAAGGCUAGAGAAGGAACUUAACGAGGGCCGGAUACCAGGUGGAGCACUCGGCGCGGAGGACGCGGACGGGGACGUGCAGAUGUAA